Molecule: messenger RNA, 6034 nt
Organism: Lotus japonicus
Lineage: Eukaryota; Viridiplantae; Streptophyta; Magnoliopsida; Fabales; Fabaceae
Product: purple acid phosphatase 2-like
Exons: 9
Coding region: 4028-5440 (470 amino acids)
Molecular function (GO): metal ion binding; acid phosphatase activity
Source: RefSeq, a predicted model, not a curated record
AUUUAGUAGAUACAUCAUACUCCAAGUUCUACACAUCUUGCUUAGUGAACUUACAAGAUAAGACGCUCCCGUCGCCGACCUUUGUAAUAAGUUAACAUAAAUUCAUCUACAAAUUCCUCCCAAGUCCUAAGUCCUAAUUAAGCUAGCUAAAGAGGAUUAAAGUAAUGAGGAUAAUUUUUUUUUUGUUAUAGCUUUGUCCAUUUUCCUUGCAUGUUUGCCAACAAAAUUGUAACGUGGCCGCACUAGAUUUUUUUUCUCCCCUUUCAAUUUCUUGGCAAUCCAAACACUUCAACUCCUCAGUCCUCACUCUGCAGUGCACUCUCGUUUCUCCCCCUUUUCCCAGGUCAUCAUGCAUGGCACCGGUGGCAACAAUGGCGACGGCGACGGCGACGGCCCUAAUCGCCCAAUUCCGGCUGUUCUUACUGCCGCCGAGCAACAGGCUAAGCUGACUGAGGCUACCCAACUUCUCGUCCACCGCGGCUUCCCUGCAUCAAUGUUCACCGUUCACAAUCUCAACGACCAUGGCUACGAGGUUGACCAAUUUCUCAACCUAAUCAAACCCUUGUCAUCGAUCCAAGACAAUCUAGAGCUAGCGCACACUCUGCUCCUCGCUGCGCCUAGGUACUGGUACGCCCCUGAUUUGGCUACGUUCCCUAAUCUCAUCAAAUUUGUAACAUGGCUUUGAAACUGAUGCUGGCCGAGCCAAGCUCAACGCUCAGCAGAAGAGUCGGGACCUCAAGGGUGGUUGUGGCGGCGGCGGUGGUGGUGGUGGUUCUAUGUCAUCAACCGACGUUGCUGUUGUUGUUCGGAUGCAGCUAACUGAUUACACAGCCUCUCAGAAGAGGCUUCGCGAUAAGUUUGAAGCUGAGACGAGUGAGCUGAGACGGAAAAUUCGAGUAUUGGAGGAUGAGAUGAAAGCUGAGCUUGAAGGGUUGCGUUCGGGAUUCUCAGUUUUGGCCUAUGGCUUAUUAUGAGCCUCCGACGCAAGCUCAGGUUGAGGUUGCUGCUUAUGAUCUGUAUUUGCGCGAUGCGCCGAAGAAGAAUCUUAGCUGCAUUGCUAGGGGUGUUGAGGGUUAUGCCAAGUCUCUUGAGCUAUUUGGUUGCAUUGCCCGUGGGCAGCAUAUGGAAAACUGGAUUAAUGAGGGGGACCGCAAGAAGGUCUUGAUGGAUUAUGGUAAGCGGAAGGCGCUCUAUCUUAAGCGCAUUGGAGAGACGAAGCAAGCUGAUAAGCUUCGUAGCUUGGUGUCGGGUGGAGAAGAGGCUCUUAAUGCAGGCGGGACGCAGGGUGGCAGCCCGGAUGAUCAACAUAGUCAGGUCUGAGUUCGAGGCGGGUCAUUGGUGAGGGUGAGAUAAUCAAGUACUCAACAUGCUGUGGUUGUGAAAUUUGUUAAUUGUAGGUGGACUAAUUGGGAUUGACUAUGUUCCUUGCACAUUUGGUCUUACAUAGUCUAGUAGGUAGUGUUCCUAGAGAUAGCAUAAUCAUGAAAGCGCACAAGUUACAUAUUUGAAGUGCGAUAUCUGCGAUAUCUGUUUAGGGAUGUUUAAUCAGUUUCUUAUUUUGUAAGAUAGCUAAUUUGUGGUUUAGUUCAAGUUAUGUCAGUUAUGUUAUUCAUAGAGUGUGUUUGUUUUAACAUUUUCAUCAGUUAGCAUGAGUUACUAAGGCUGAAAAACUGUUUCGAUGGAAAAAGUGUGUUUUUACUGAAUGGAACUUGGCUCUUGGAUUAACUAAAUGUGCUUUUACUUUCAUUUCAUCUCAUGUGUAACCAAAACAUUAGUGGGAUACUGGGAUUCUGUUCUAAGUCAGUUUCAUUACAUUGUAUAUUAGAUGUAACCAAAACAUUCUCAUAGUCAGUUGCUUUUAGUGAGAUUCUGUUUUAAGUCAGUUUCAUUACAUUGUAUAUAAGAUGCACAAAAAGUGAAUCAGUAUUGCAGCACAUUUUGCAUUUUCUCCCAAUCAUAAUAUGGUAUCAGAUGACAAUCCUCUCUAUCAUAAUUCUUCUCUUCCCUAAAUCAUCCCUACUCUUAUCUCCAUCAUCUUGUUCAUUCAUGUUCUUUCCUCCAAUCUCCAUCACAUUCUUAUUAGCAUGGGAGUAACCCAAAUUCUAAGAAUAUCUUUAAUAUUAUAAAUACACUUGAAUUAGUUGCUUUGGUCAGUGUUAUGUACGGAAACAUGCUAUAUGCACAACUCAAAAUCACAGAAGCUGUCUACACAGUAUUUAUGUUGAUUUGUGAAGAUACAGAUUUUCAUUUUUAUCUCAAAGUAAAUACACUCGUCAAUAUAAAUGGCUUGAAAAGGAGCUGCGCAAGGUGAACAGAACAGAGACACUAUAGCUUGUUGUUCUGGUACCAUUGCCCAGCAUAUAACAGUUACAUGGCUCACUAUAUGGAAGGGGGGACAGUCAGAGUAAUGUAUGAGAAGUGGUUUGUGGAGUGUAAAGUGGGUGUUGUAUUUGCUGGUCAUGUCCAUGCUUAUGAGAGAUCGGUGAAGGCUACGGUGCCAGAGUCUACCAUGUUGAGCAUCGCUGCAUCGGUGUAUAAGCACAAUAUUGCAAAUUUAUCCAUUAAGUAAACGGUAAUUAUGAAUGUGUCACUGUCUUCUUGCUCACAAUCUGGUCACCUGCAGUUGCCGGAAUCUUCAAAGCCGUUGUGCCCCACCGCAACCUCCUCUUACUCCCAUAUGGUACCACUACAAGCUCUCUUCAUGUUGUCCCUCAUCGGCCACCAUCUCAUCUCCGAACCCUCAUCCCUCCGGGCUCCGGCUAUCACUGUAAAGUGUAAACUCAACCCCCGACAAACACCCAUUGCCAGCGUCCCACUCCUCCCCAUGUGUCGGUUUGUUGCGAUUGUUUAAUGACAUCGAAACACCAUUUUGCAAUCGUCUUUAUCCUGGUCUGACGGAACCCUGGACAAGCAAACCAUAGAGUCAUCCCUUGAGAUCUACUAGUCUUGCCUGAGGUCUUUUUUUUUUCCUCUUCGAAUUCAGUUUUCUCAUGAUCACUUUUUUUUUCUUCCAAAAAUCCCAGUUGGAUUCUUGUUUAGUUUCUAUUUAUUAAAGAAAUUGUAUCCUGUCUGUGGCUAAAUUGGCCCUUGAAUAUUUCAAUGGCAAUACUUCACAUUCCCUACAGUCCAAGAUUUUGCAGAAAAGGGAUGAGAUUUUCAUCUCCAAAUUCAUCAAAACUUGCUCAUAAAGUUGAUGAGGUUGAUUGCAAUGUAAAACUCUCAUGUUGUUAAUGGUAUUGAAGGAAGAAAGUGGUAAAGGAAAACAUCUGGGAGUAGUCCAACGUUGCUUAGAAUGGUGAAGCGUGGGUGAUCCCAAGGCUAUAUAUAGAUCUCAAACUUAUUUGUGUUUUUUUCUUCUUCUUAUGCUCUUCUUUUAGAGCAUUGUACUAUUGUGAGAUGUAGUUAAUUUUUUGCUUUGUAGAAUGUUGGUGACGGUGGUUGGGAGUGAAGUGUAUGUGUUGUAAUAAUCUUACGGUGUUUAUUCUUGAGUCCUCAGUUUUUACAUAUAGUUGUGAUUUUACUCUGAUUUUAGAGGUUCCAUAUUGAUUAUCUUAUAGCCUGGGAGGUUGGGAAGUGUGAGUUGAGACGGCAAAUUCGUGUGGUUGGAGGAUGAGAUGAAAGCUGGGCUUACGCGAGCUCAAGUUGAGCUUGCUGCUUACAAUCUUUACAUGCGUGAUGCCCAGCAGAACCUUCUCUAUCUUGCAAUACUUUGGUGGAAAGGCAUAAUAGUAUUCGAUGAUUGAUCUAAGUUUGACUGAGGUUUGAGCCUCUCAUCACAUCUUUGACCCGUGGCACGUGUUUGCUAACUAGCGUUUCCCAGCUGAGUCCUCUCUUCUUCUCGUCCCUACUUUUUUUAUUGGUUGCUGCGUGGCACUAGCAUAUUCGAACCAACUCUAUGAAUAUUCCUACUAUUGCCACGCCAAUCUGUCCUGCUAAAAAAAAUCUAUCCACAGGACUAUGAUCUAUGAGUAUGCAAUUGUAUCUAACUAGCUAGUGCUAAACUGAGAUUGGAAUCAACAGAAAAGAGAUGGGAUUCAUCUGGCAUGGCUAUGCUCUUCUUCUACUUCCAGCCUUGGUUUUUAUUAGUGAGAUAUGUUUCUGCAUGGGUGGAAAAACCAGCACUUUUCUUAGAAAUGAUUAUUUAUCGUUGGACAUGCCAUUAAACAGUGACGUGUUUCGUGUGCCUCCUGGUUACAAUGCUCCUCAGCAGGUGCACAUAACACAAGGAGAUCAUGUGGGGAAGGCUGUGAUCAUCUCUUGGAUUACCCCUGAUGAACCUGGUUCAAGUACCGUGAUUUAUUGGGCCGAAAACAGUAGUGAUUUCAAGUGGCAAGCUGAUGGGUUUUUCCUUACCUACAAAUACUUCAACUACACCUCUGGUUACAUUCAUCACUGCACUAUUCAGAAUUUGGAGUUUGACACCAAAUACUACUAUGAGGUUGGAAUAGGGAAUACCACUCGCCAGUUCUGGUUCAAAACUCCUCCCACUGUUGGCCCAGAUGUUCCUUACACAUUUGGUCUAAUUGGGGAUCUAGGCCAAACUUAUAAUUCCAACACCACUCUUACCCAUUAUGAACUAAGCCCAGUGAAAGGCCAGACAAUACUGUAUGUAGGGGAUCUCUCUUAUGCAGAUGACCAUCCAUUUCAUGACAACAACAGAUGGGAUACUUGGGGAAGAUUCAUUGAGAGAGUUGCUGCCUAUCAGCCUUGGAUAUGGACUGCAGGGAAUCAUGAACUUGAUUUUGCUCCAGAACUUGGUGAAACUAGACCAUUCAAGCCUUACACUUCUCGUUACCAUGUACCCUACAAAGCAUCAAAUAGUACAUCUCCAUUGUGGUACUCUAUCAAGAGAGCUUCAGCAUACGUCAUUGUUAUGUCUUCUUACUCAGCAUAUGGUAAAUACACUCCUCAGUAUAAAUGGCUUGAGAAGGAGCUGCCCAAGGUGAACAGGACAGAGACACCAUGGCUUAUAGUUCUCAUUCAUUGUCCAAUAUAUAAUAGUUACAAGGCUCACUAUAUGGAAGGGGAGACGGUUAGAGUAAUGUAUGAGAAGUGGUUUGUGGAGUAUAAAGUUGAUGUUGUAUUUUCUGGUCAUGUCCAUGCUUAUGAAAGAUCUGAACGUGUAUCAAACAUUGGAUAUAAUAUUGUAAAUGGAAUUUGCUUACCCAUCAAUGACCAAUCUGCCCCAGUUUACAUAACGAUUGGAGAUGGAGGAAAUUUAGAAGGAUUGGCAACUGCUAUGACUGAGCCCCAGCCAAGAUACUCUGCGUUCCGUGAAGCCAGUUUCGGGCAUGGGAUUCUUGAGAUAAAGAACAGAACUCAUGCCCGUUUUGGUUGGAAUCGUAUUCAAGAUGGAUAUGCUGUGGAGGCUGAUUCUAUAUGGUUGCACAAUAGACACUGGAGCCACCCAAAAGAAGUAUCUCUUGCUGCAUUUCGGUAGAAUAAUUCAGUGCAACUAGUAAGGACUUAGUUGUUCUGGUUCAAACAACCUAGUGUAGUAGUGUCUCUCUCGUUUCAAAUAUGUUACACUGUCGUAUGAAUGCCGUGGCAUGUGAUAUCAAGAAAAAUGAUGGUUUGGUACUUAAAAGGGAAGUGAUUGAGAAAUGAGGUGAAGUAAGUGAAAGAUGUGAUAAAGUAAUGCACUAGAGAAAAAAAAGGGACAUAAAUGAGGGAUGAAAUUAGGCAUAUGUCCCCAUCUUCUUCAUCGGAUCAUAACAUCAUUUUGUUAACCACCACAACACAAAUUGCGAUCCUUCAUAACUCCUCCAUUACCUGCGCAAACCUCCUUCCUUCACGUACAAAACCAUCACCGCCAUUCUUCUUUGGCUUAAAUAAGUUUUUGGUCCCUAACCUUUACCAUAUUUUGGUUUUCGUCCCUCGCCGGAGAAAAGGUGGGCUUUAGUCCCUAACCUUUGCCAAAAUGUUCGGUUUUCAUCCCUCCGGAGCUCUGGGUCAACACCGGAGCUCCGGUGGCCCAUGUGGCAAUGCCACAUGAGAUUAAUGAGGCCAAGUGUUAUUUUUAUUUAUUUUUUUA